AUGGUUCCCUUUCGACGCCUAUCCCAGCGAAGCUGCCGUCGCAGCUCCGAAAAUCGCGACUCUUACGAAUGGCAAGACGAACGCGACAAACGCAUCAUGACAGCCACCUUCCCCAUCCACCCCAUUGCCGCCAUGCAAGCCCCCUUCGAAGAGUCCAUGCUGGAUGCCACGGGCGAAACCGGCCAUGUGCCUUUUGUAAAUCCAAAAAAGGGCAUCAAGACGCGCCAGCAGUUGUUAUGUCGAGAAGAGGAUGCCACAGAAGACUCGUGGAACUUUACCUACAACUGCCACUGGAGAAACAACCCAAAGGGCAACUUUCACCCCCUCAAAAAAACCGUUGCGCAAAUCAUCUUUGGCGUUCAUUUGCUGCACCAGCAUCUGGAGAAGUCGGUUGCCGAUGUAGCAGACAUUUUGCUCAAGCAUGUCAACGAGCUUGAUAGCUUCCUGCAGCGCGCCAACGAGGACUUGGAGAGCAGCAUGAAGGACAUGAUGUUCCGACACAAAUGCCUCAAGGUGCCCAUGGAGCACGUAAACGAGUUUGAUCGCCUUCUGGAAGACCGCUCAUAUCGCGCACAGCUGCUUGACGGCAAUAUUGUUAUCGAACGCACAAUCGGGCGCAUGUCUGCAUUGCUCAACGAUUACCUUGUCGACAUUAAUGUAUUUCGGGAAGCGAACCAGGACCUCGACAUGUACCUGCUCGACGUAGGCGACGCGUGGACAUAUCGCAAUGAGGAUAUUGGACGGAUAUACUCUGCCAUGUGCGGCAAUACUGGGGGCUGGUCGCAGUUUUUGCUAAGUUUGGUGGCCAAAGCAGAGAGAUUGGGCGUUGUGCUUGUGCAAACAAGCCAGCCCGAGUACUACCCUGAUACCUGGCACAACGAGGAGCAACGUGGAAGAGCAACACCACAGGCAGAGGCUAGUCGUACAAGUCGGCUCUUCGGAAAUCGGGGGCAUGUGUCAUUGUCAUCUGAUGCACCUGUAGAAGAGAAACCGCCGGCAAUAAAACGCCAGUCUGCAGGACCAGACAAUGGAGAAUAUAGUCCGCCAUGGACAGGAAAAGACUCAGCCUACUCUUCUGUGUCCGGUGCAUCGGCCAUGUCCCCCGCUAUGGCGUCGACACGCUCAGCAUCUUCCAUGUCGUCGCGGCAAACAGCGCAGUUUGGCCUGUUCCCUACUAGGAACCUGAGCACGCCGAAAGGCUCCAUGUCCAGCCGUCUAGGCGCAGCAUCACCUGCAUUCGAUCAGCCUGACCAAUUCUUUAAACCAGAUAUACCAAGCCGACCAGCAACGUCCAUGUCCAACUUCUCGGAUUCCUCACCCAAGAGGCUCUCAAAACGAAGUAGCUUCUCGUCGCUCAAACGCCUGUUCAGCAAGAAGAGGACUGGUGAUAUAGAUGCCAUCGCCGAGUGACUUGUAUCUCCAUUUGAUCUUCUUUUCUUGUGUAGUUCUUUGAUCUCGCUGUUUGGCGCUGCAAAGCUAUAUACCCCUUUGACCGUGUACUUUUUGCGUAUUUCAGGCGCCAUAGCCUCUGCCGUGUUCGGGUGUUUAGCGGUUGGUGUUGCUUCUAUAUGUAAAUAUCCGCGUUUUUAUAAUAUUGAUGCCGUGACGAGCAACGUGUAAUGGGUUUCGCUUCGUACGGGGAGGACGUUUUGAAGGACGGUGCCGUUGCGCACAAAGGGGGUAGCUGCGGGAGUCCGAUGGGCUGGGAGAAUGCUCGGAACAGAGUCCGGUGUUGUCGAGCUUCAGGAGGUUGUGAGUUUUUCUUGUGCUGUGUGCUGGAGGUAAGAGGAGGCCCGAGAGGCUGCUAGUUGUCGUUGUGGUGUCUUGAUCAGUCCUUCCGCUGCAAGAGGCCUGGGAGGGCAGGACACACAGUAGAGGUAGGAGCCAAGCUCGAUAGCACGUAUGCUACUGGCUUUUUUUGCA
This is a messenger RNA of Pyrenophora tritici-repentis Pt-1C-BFP, 1923 nucleotides long. The record is from RefSeq and is a predicted model, not a curated record. NCBI's taxonomy places the organism in Eukaryota, Fungi, Ascomycota, Dothideomycetes, Pleosporales, Pleosporaceae.